AUGGCUUCUCAACAUACUCCCUCCAAGACGCCCUCGCGACGCGUGCUUGGUGAUCUCACCUCCAAAGCCAUCAAUACACCCUCUACCCCAAAGGCCUACGAUCCAGCUGAAGCCGCUCGCGCCCAAAGCCCACUAAAGCAAGUCACGACGCACACUCCAACGAACCCUAUCGGCAAGGAAAACCUCAUGACUCCCCAGACGAAUUCAAAUAGCAAGAAGAGGGGCAUCGAAGAAGUUGAAGGUGUUGAAUCUCUCGAGAGCGUAAAGAUGCUUGCUCGUGCCUGCGACGAGAGUCUUUCCAGCACCGGCACGCGCCUAACCACCGACGCUGUCCAGAAAUAUACGGUAGAUGAUACAUCGUGCCCUGCACCUUCUCACGCCACUAACAACUGCAAGGAGAACAAUCCCAUCGGCCUCGCGGACCCCGGAUCACCCACCGAACGCGCCACACCAACACCAUCGCCCGAACCAGAGCCAAUGCAAGCUUCUCAGAAGAGCAACCAGUCAUUUUCUGACCUUCUCAACUAUGAUUUGUGCGCCAGUCAGAAGAGUGAACACGGAGAACGUGUAGCGAUGCCGGCCGCUGCCCCCGCGCCGGCAGUCACAGAAGGAAAGAGGAGGUCGCGUGCCGAACAAUUGCGAACACGCCUCAAGUUUGGCUUGUACAAGAUCAAGACGAACCAGGUCACUAAGCGCGACGCGGAUAUCAUCGGGCCUUACGAAGCCCGUGCCUCUUACCCGUCAGACGCGCUCAACGCGUCGAGAUCAACAGCCAUGACGUCUUCCGGCGAGUCUUUGGGCGCUUACCGCGUACCAAACAUCACUGUAUCAUCCCCGCGACGCGAUCAAGGACCUGUUUUUGUGCAAGCAAAUCUGGAUCCCUUCCGUCCUAUAAGUAAACUUGGUCCUGCACCAGUUCAGUUCGCAAUCCCACAAGGCAAUAUGCCAGCAUCAUCACGUAUGGUACCCGGAUACGUCCUUUCCUCCUCACCGCCCGGGCCUCAGCUGCCCAAUUCUGUAGCUCCUGAUCAGCUCUCCUCACCCAUCCGAGCUAGGAAUUACUACGAGCCGCCCUCUGAGUCCAGGAUACAAAUAGGUGAACACGACGCGGAUCGCAUCAACCUGCGGGAAGAAGACCCGCAUUAUAGACUCCAAAGACUCAAGCAACAACAGUAUAGCUUGGCUCGCAGUGUCGGCGGUGUAAAGGGUGAUGCGGCGGAAGGCCUGCUGCAGCUUAUGCAAGACUCGCGGUAG
Molecule: messenger RNA, 1254 nt
Organism: Alternaria burnsii
Lineage: Eukaryota; Fungi; Ascomycota; Dothideomycetes; Pleosporales; Pleosporaceae
Exons: 1
Coding region: 1-1254 (417 amino acids)
Source: RefSeq, a predicted model, not a curated record